AUACUGCCAGUACUCAACCAGAGCCGAUCUAAGGCAGAACACCCAAAGCACACACAAAUCCAAAUCAUGUCCCAAUUGCUGUCGCUGCUCAUUGUCGGUUUGCUGGCUGUUGCCGCAACUGGUGUUGCCGGCGGGAGGAAGGACCAGAAAAAAGCCGGAGACUGUCCACAGAUGAAACUGAAGCGUCAAUGGGGCGGCAAACCGGCGCGCGGUCUCGAUUAUCAGGUGCGACCGGUGCCCUUCGUUAUCAUCCAUCACACUGUGACCGGCGAGUGCAACUCGUUUGUCCAAUGCGCCGAGAUACUGCAGGGCAUGCAGACCUAUCAUCAGACCGAACUGAACUACUAUGACAUUGGCUACAACUUUCUCAUUGGUAGCGAUGGGCUCGUGUAUGAGGGUAAAGGAUGGGGCGUCACUGGCGCCCACACCUAUGGCUACAAUGGCAACGGCACGGGCAUUGCCUUCAUUGGCAACUUUGUGGAUAAGCUUCCGCCGACGGCGGCGCUGAAAGCGUGCAAACAGCUCAUAGAAUGUGGCGUGAAGCUGGGCGAACUGAGCGAGGAUUACGGAUUGAUUGGUGCCUCACAGGUAAUAUCCACACAAAGUCCUGGGCUGACGCUUUACAACGAGAUUCAGGAGUGGCCCCAAUGGUUGUCCAAUCCCUGAUUUGUGGAAAUUACUCAGAAAAAUUGUGUUAAAAAUAUAUUCAUAAUAUUUUGUAUUUA
Molecule: messenger RNA, 725 nt
Organism: Drosophila grimshawi
Lineage: Eukaryota; Metazoa; Arthropoda; Insecta; Diptera; Drosophilidae
Gene: PGRP-SA
Product: peptidoglycan-recognition protein SA
Exons: 3
Coding region: 67-666 (199 amino acids)
Biological process (GO): innate immune response; peptidoglycan catabolic process
Molecular function (GO): N-acetylmuramoyl-L-alanine amidase activity; peptidoglycan binding; zinc ion binding
Source: RefSeq, a predicted model, not a curated record